Messenger RNA from Megalopta genalis, 3338 nucleotides. It is a transcript of the gene su(r), whose product is annotated as dihydropyrimidine dehydrogenase su(r). The record is from RefSeq and is a predicted model, not a curated record. Lineage: Eukaryota; Metazoa; Arthropoda; Insecta; Hymenoptera; Halictidae. Gene Ontology annotation, biological process: 'de novo' pyrimidine nucleobase biosynthetic process; thymine catabolic process; uracil catabolic process. Gene Ontology annotation, cellular component: cytosol; cytoplasm. Gene Ontology annotation, molecular function: iron-sulfur cluster binding; dihydropyrimidine dehydrogenase (NADP+) activity; uracil binding.
AGUCAACGGUAGCCUGUUAGUCACUCGCCAACGGUAACUCGAAGUAAGUUGCUUCAGUUACGUACCUGCUCAACUGCGUAGAUUCUAAUAUUACCGAGAAGACAUGGCAACCACCGCGAUGCUUAGCAGAGACGUGGCCGACAUCGAGAAUCUUCUGAGGCUGAACCCGAAGGCAAAACCGUUCGCGAAUUUGGUCCCCUCGGCCCAGACAAAGGAGAAUAAGAAGAAGUGGAAGAGGAACGUCAACGAAAAAUGCAGCAACUGUCCACCGUUGACGAAGAACUUCGACGACAUCAAGCACACCACGCUGAGCGAACGCGGCGCGUUGAAGGAAGCCGCGCGAUGCCUGAAAUGCACCGAUGCACCCUGCCAGAAGUCCUGCCCCACGCAACUGGACAUCAAGUCCUUCAUCACCUCCAUAUCCAACAAGAAUUACUAUGGAGCAGCGAAGGCGAUUCUUUCGGACAAUCCCCUAGGAUUGACCUGCGGCAUGGUUUGCCCUACAAGCGACCUCUGCGUGGGCGGCUGUAACCUGCACGCGUCCGAGGAGGGCCCCAUCAACAUCGGCGGCCUUCAGCAAUUUGCUACCGAUAUCUUCAAACAAAUGAGCAUACCCCAAACGCGGAUCCCGGGACAGAAGGUCGCGCAUGCAGACACAAAGAUUGCAUUGCUGGGCUGCGGUCCGGCUUCGUUGUCUUGCGCUACAUUCCUCGCCCGAUUAGGCUACGACGACAUCACGAUCUUCGAGAAGGAGUGUUACAUCGGUGGCCUUAGCUCUUCAGAGAUUCCGCAGUAUCGGUUGCCGUACGAGGUCGUCAACUUCGAGGUCGACCUCGUGAAGGAUCUAGGCGUGAAGAUCGAGCUGGGCAGAGCUCUCUCUGAGAGCGAUCUAACGAUACAGGGUCUUCAAGAUGACGGGUACAAAGCCAUCUUCCUGGGAAUUGGACUUCCCGAAGCAAAAACCAUCCCGAUUUUCGCGGACCUCACCGCAGAAAUGGGAUUCUUCACGUCGAAGAGCUUCCUGCCGAAGGUGGCGGAGGGUAGCAAGCCUGGACUGUGUCAAUGUAAAAGUAAAAAGUUGCCUUCUCUUCAUGGCAACGUUGUGGUUCUCGGUGCCGGCGAUACGGCAUUCGAUUGCGCCACUUCCGCGCUGCGAUGCGGCGCCAGGAAAGUCUACGUUGUGUUCAGGAAGGGGUUCACGAACGUGCGAGCUGUUCCUGAAGAGCUCGAAUUAGCGAAGCUAGAGAAAUGCGAGUUCAUUCCCUUCCAAUCUCCGAGGAAAGUGAUCACUCGCAGCGGGAAGAUAGUUGCGAUAGAGUUCUGUCGAACAGAGGAAACUGAGAACGGCGAGUGGGUGGAGGACGAGGAUCAGGUGUGCAGGUUGAAAGCAGACUUCGUCGUGUCGGCUUUCGGAUCGGGACUGCAGGAUUCCGGUGUGAUGAAGGCGAUGGCACCGGUUAAACUGAACAAGUGGAACCUACCGGAAGUCGACCGAGAGAACACGAGGACUUCUGUUCCAGGAGUCUUCUGCGGUGGAGACCUCGCAGGCGUUGCAAACACCACCGUGGAAUCCGUGAACGAUGGAAAGACGGCAGCUUGGUACAUUCACAAGUUCAUCCAGAAUUCCCACAAUCUGGAUGUGCCCGAGAAUCCUCAACUGCCCAAGUUUCACACCCCGAUCGACGAUGUUGACCUGUCGGUCGAGUCUUGCGGCAUGAAGUUCGAGAACCCUUUCGGCCUUGCUUCUGCGCCACCUUGCACCUCCAGCGCCAUGAUCAGGCGAGCUUUUGAAGCUGGUUGGGGUUUCACCGUCACGAAGACAUUCGCUUUGGACCAGGAUCUUGUCACGAACGUAUCGCCGAGAAUAAUCAAGGGCACAACCUCUCGCCACCAUUAUGGUCCCGAGCAAGGCAGCUUCCUGAACAUCGAACUGAUAUCCGAAAAGACGGCAGCUUACUGGUGCCAGAGCAUUACAGAGCUAAAAAAGGACUUCCCGACCAAGAUCGUCAUAGCUAGCAUCAUGUGCACCUACAACAGAGCACACUGGACGGAGCUCGCUCAGAAGGCUGAAGCUGCAGGAUCGGACGCUUUGGAAUUGAAUCUGUCUUGCCCGCACGGAAUGGGAGAGUCUGGUAUGGGACUGGCUUGCGGACAGGAUCCCGAAUUGGUGAGGAAUAUCUCAAGAUGGGUACGAGAUGCUGUGAAGAUACCGUUCUUCGUCAAACUAACUCCAAACAUAACCGACAUAGUCUCUAUCGCGAAAGCAGCCUACGAAGGCCACGCUGACGGAGUGUCCGCUAUAAACACGGUGUCUGGUCUAAUGGGUCUGAAUGCUGAUGGCAUCCCUUGGCCAGCCGUUGGCGUCCAUAAAGCUACCACUUACGGGGGCAUGUCGGGAAACUCGACGAGACCUCAAGCUUUGAGAGCAGUGUCUAGCAUCGCUCAGAAUCUUCCCGGGUUUCCCAUACUCGGCAUCGGUGGUAUAGAUUCCGCGGACGUUGCUCUUCAGUUCCUCCAUUGCGGUGCCUCGGUCCUCCAGGUCUGCAGCGCUAUACAAAAUCAAGAUUUCACCUUGAUCGACGAUUAUGUGACUGGUUUGCAAACAUUGCUGUACCUGAAGAGUCUGGGACAAGUGAAAGACUGGGACGGACAGAGUCCGGCGACAUUUAAACACCAAAAAGGAAAACCAGUUUCUCUGCAGCAUGCCCUCGGCAAGAAUGUGCCUUACUUCGGGGAGUACCAAAAGCUUCGCGAGCAAAAGAUCGCCGAGAUCAAAGCGAAUUCGAAUCCUCUAGAUCGACCUGUCGCGAUCACAAGACCGGCCCCGAAUCCAAUUGCACCUAUACCGUCUCUGAAAGACGUGAUUGGUAAAGCUGUGAGCCGCAUCGGAUCGUUCAAACAGUUGGACACCAAACAUCAAGUGGUCGCAUUGAUAGACGAUGAUAUGUGUAUAAAUUGUGGGAAAUGUUACAUGGCUUGCGCCGAUUCCGGCUAUCAAGCGAUUCAUUUCGAUCCAGACACUCACAUUCCGAAAGUGACCGACGACUGCACUGGCUGCACUCUGUGUCUCUCAGUAUGUCCCAUCAUCGAUUGCAUAACGAUGGUUCCUAAAACGAUACCUCACGUGAUCAAACGGGGAAUACCGCCGAAGGGCGCAUUCGAAAUUCCAAUUUAAGAAGAGCAUGCUUCCUGAUGUUGGUGGAUUAACAGAUACAGGUAACAGUUGGUGAUUUAACAUCGUACAAAUUACUCUGUAAUCUUUAUUGUUAUAUAAUACUAACUAUUGUAUAACUGUAUACCUAAGAAUAUUAAAUUACUUUGAACGUUAUUACAUAUUA